AUGCUUGGAACAGCUGCCAGAAGCCUUCCCAGGAAAGCUGCCCAGAGAUGCAUGCCCUCCUCCCCUAUACUUUGCCUUCAGCCAAGACACACUGGUAGAGCACUGUCCUCCCAUCUCCCUGCCGUCAAGCCUCCGCUGUCUACUGCAUUACCCUCGGACUCCUACCAGCUCCUUCCAACAUCAGAGAAGAGCGGCGCCGCUGAAGACGCCCUCUUCAUCCAAGAAGUGGAAGACGUCAAGCAAUGGUGGGCCUCAGCCCGAUAUGAGGGUAUUAAGAGACCAUACUCUGCGGAGGAUGUGGUCGGCAAGAGAGGGACACUGCAGCAAACAUACCCGAGCUCUGUGAUGGCGAGGAAGUUGUUCAGCCUUUUCAAAGAGAGGGCUGCCGUUGGGCAGCCUGUCCAUACAAUGGGAGCCAUUGACCCUAUUCAAAUGACCCAACAAGCUGUCAACCAGGAAGUGUUGUAUAUUUCUGGGUGGGCUUGCUCCUCUGUGCUUACCUCCACGAACGAGGUCUCUCCGGAUUUCGGAGACUACCCGUACAACACGGUACCGAAUCAAGUGCAGCGAAUAUUCAAAGCACAACAGUUGCAUGAUCGGAAGCAUUGGGAUGCAAGGAGGAAGAUGAGCAAGGACGAAAGGACGAAGGCACCAUACAUAGAUUAUAUGCGACCAAUCGUUGCAGACGGGGAUACCGGACACGGAGGCCUUACUGCUGUUAUGAAACUGGCCAAGCUUUUUGCGGAGAAUGGUGCAGCAGCCGUACACUUCGAAGACCAAUUGCACGGUGGCAAGAAGUGCGGCCACUUGGCAGGCAAAGUCUUGGUCCCCGUGGGCGAACACAUUAACCGACUGGUCGCUACCAGAUUCCAAUGGGAUCUGAUGGGCUGCGAGAAUCUCGUAAUUGCUCGAACAGACUCCGAGUCUGGAAAGCUUCUCAGCAGCGCUGUAGACGUUCGGGAUCAUGAAUACAUCCUCGGUGUAGACGAAGACGCGGAGCCGUUGGCCGAGACUUUGCAAGCGAUGGAGCUCCAAGGUACCACUGGAGUGGAAGUUGACCGUUAUGAGGCGAAGUGGGUGAAGGAGCAUAAGCUCAUGACAUUUGAUGAAGCUGUGGUGAAACACCUUGAGUCGGAAGGUGCAGAUCAGAGCAAGAUCCUCCAGUACGGUGCCCAGGUGAGAAUGGAUCGUAAUCUCCCUCUAUCAAGGCGACGUACUCUCGCAGCACAGUAUACCAAUUCUCCCUUGUUCUUUUCCUGGGACAUUCCAAGAACUCGCGAGGGCUUUUACCACUACCGUGCGGGGUUAGCAGCAGCCACAAAGCGGGCAAUCGAGUUCGCUCCGUACGCUGACUUGCUUUGGCUCGAGACUGCGGAUCCGAACGUAGAGAAAGGUGGGAAGUUUGCAGGCGAGAUCAGGAAAGCUCAUCCUGGGAAGCAACUAGUUUACAAUCUCAGCCCGUCAUUCAAUUGGAUGGGCCAGGGCUUCAAUGAAGCUUCCCUGAAGUCUUUCAUUUGGGAUCUUGCCAAACACGGCUUCGUUCUGCAGCUGAUCUCUCUGGCUGGUUUGCACUCUACCGCAGCAGUAACAGCAGAGCUUUCAAGAGACUUCAAGGAGGAUGGCAUGCUGGCUUAUGUGAAGCUGAUUCAGAGACGCGAGAAGGAGCUCGGUGUGGACGUCUUGACUCAUCAGAAGUGGAGCGGAGCGGCCUAUGUUGACGGCAUAUUGGGCGCCAUCCAGAGCGGAAGCAGUGGAAGCAAGAGUAUGGGUGAGGGAAACACAGAGACAGGUUUCUAG
Letharia columbiana is the source of this 1797-nucleotide messenger RNA. RefSeq lists its product as uncharacterized. Gene Ontology annotation, cellular component: mitochondrial matrix. Bases 1 to 1797 code for a protein of 598 amino acids. Gene Ontology annotation, molecular function: methylisocitrate lyase activity; isocitrate lyase activity. NCBI's taxonomy places the organism in Eukaryota, Fungi, Ascomycota, Lecanoromycetes, Lecanorales, Parmeliaceae. The transcript is spliced from 6 exons. The record is from RefSeq and is a predicted model, not a curated record.